Porites evermanni is the source of this 4239-nucleotide messenger RNA. The record is from the annotation of a GenBank genome assembly. NCBI's taxonomy places the organism in Eukaryota, Metazoa, Cnidaria, Anthozoa, Scleractinia, Poritidae.
AUGGCGGUGGUGAUGGAAGGUCCUCUCUCAAAAUGGACAAAUGUCGUGAAAGGAUGGCAGUACCGGUGGUUUGUUUUAGACGACAAUACGGGGCUUUUGUCCUACUACACGGUUAGUGUAAUUUCUUUAAGAAUUUUGAUUAAGUUGGACAGAAAUUGCAGGAAGAAGACGAAUCUUUAAAAUGUUCUCCCUUGAAAUUGUUCUCGACUUUUCUAAAAUGUUUCGUCCAUCAAGCGAAACCAUGCAAUGCAAGAGUCAUAUUAGAGAGUAUAAUCGCUUUAACCGUUAAAUUUAGGGAACAAUAUUGUUGUGUGCUUUCAAUGCUACACAAAUGAAGAACAAUAUUUUAACAUAUUUCUGAUUUUUUAUUAUAAUAAAUAGUUCAUGUCAUCACUUGUUUUUAAGUCACCUGAUCUUAGCUUAGUCACGACCCGGCAAACAGCACACCAAAAAUAUGCGGUGUUGCUGUACAGCUUUCAUUAGUUACAUUUAUAAAGGAAAAGGGCAUAAAAGUUUUUUGGCACUGAACAUGAAUAUAUCAAUAAAUUUAUUUUAGACAUGAAGUUUUGAACUCAAAACAUUCUGAACCUCUAAAAACCCAUUAGAAUUCAUUUCUAAAUCCAUGGUUUAAAGAAAUAGUGCCCCGAAAACACUACACAACUGUAUGGGUAUGUCUUAGCAUGGGAAUUUGGUUUCCCCCUACUACCGUCCUGUUAACCAUUUUUGUAUUUUUUGUUCCAUUGUAUAUGUUAGUAUUAGUUCAUUUGUAUCAGUUAUGUAUGGUUACGAACUGUGAUUAAAGAUUAAAGAUUAAAGAUUAAAGAUUAAUAUGAAUUUGUACGUCUCAGAGGUGAAAGGUCGUGUGUUCGGUAGUGGACAAAACACCGACUCUCAGCCCAUGGACCAGGGGCACCCAACCAGAAUAUAGUUCAAAACUACUUAAACAUAACAUAGUUAAACAUAUUUUAGUAUUUAAAUAGUAGAUAUAGACAUAUUGUUAUCCCCUAAAAAUUGUUCAUCUGGUCGGAUUUCCUAGCUGAAAGUCUAGUGAUCCGAAAAUCAUAGGGAUCAAAACUUACCUUUUCGAAAAUUUCAGCCAGAAAAAAGGCUCCUGAAAAUUCCAGGUGAUCUUUUUAGGGUAAAAAUCCGUUGAAAAUGGGCAAUUAUACCAUUUUUUAGGUGUUCGAAAAUCCUAGGAGAGGCAGGCAAGCAAGAAAUUUUACAACAAGUGUUCCGAAAAUUCUAGAUCUCAAAUUGUCUUCCGAGCAGAUAUUUUCCAAAAAUUGACAUUGGGUGCCCCUGAUGGACUACUGCCAUGGACUACCUAUAUGGACUAUGCUGCUGAAGUUAAUUGAUUUUUAGGAAAUUGAGUGAAUCAGUUUCUAUUUGGGGUCAUUAUACUGGGGAAACUGACCUGAAACUUGAUUCACUCAGUUUGCUAACCCUUAUUACUUACUUUUAGCAGCAUAGUCUAUUUUAGAGUAGUCCAUGGGAGUAGUCCAUGGACUGGGGGUCUGUGUUUUAUGAGUCAUACCUCACAAAACAAGAUUUUAGUCACUUUUAGAGGUGUUUUUGAAAAUUUGCAGUGAGUAAAGUCUCCAUGAUUUUUAUGGGGUGAUUAAGUUGGCGAGACCAACCUUGGAUUUACGAUAAUUAUUGUUUGAACAAGAAGGUCUUGGUUUGUAUUUUUAUACUUGGAAUUUUUAGUCCUAAUUAGUUCCUUUUCAUAAAUUUUGCAGUCCAAGGACAAAAUGAUGAGAGGUACAAGAAGAGGAUGCCUGCGCCUAAAAGUAUGUAAAUUUUAACAAGUCAGAGUACUUUUUGAUAACAUUAUUAACCCAUUCACACUUGGAGAUUUUGCAAAAAGACUUGCAGCUAGUUGAGCCCUUUCCUGGUCACCAUUUGGCCAAAAAGAGCCAGACAUUCUGAAAUUUCUUUUGAAUUGUCUACUUGCAUAAGGUUUAGGUUUCUUACUCACAGAGCUUUUACCUUGUAAUGUGAAAGCUUACAGUAAUCAAUCACAGCAGCUGAAAAAAAAAAAGUAGCUUUCAUCUGAAUGGUCGCCUGUAUAUUUAUCUCCUGUAUAUUUAUAGGCCUUCACAAUGCACCUCCAGUCCUCUGUCUCUGUCAGAGAGGGUAACAAAUGAAAACCCCAAAACUUUAUGUAGUGUCACAACACUUACCUAGUGAAAGAACUUUAGGAGGUCUCUUUUUUAUGUCAGUUCUCACACAGAGGUGGUGGUGGUGGGGAGGGGGCAAGGCCCUCUGUUCUCUCCCCUCCCUCCUGUAUGGUCCCUGUUUUUUACUUAAAUAUUUAUUUUAGGGAGCAAACAUUGGUAUUGAUGAUGAAGAUGAUAGCACUUUUACCAUCAACUGUGAUCAAAAAACAUUUCACUUUCAAGGUAUGUUUACUGAUAGCGGUGUAAGGUUAUGUAUGAUAUGAACUGUGGAAAUGAAAAUUAUAUUCAGAUUACAGCAGUUGUGCAAUGCCAUGCAAUCUCAUUGCUGAAAUUGAUCAAUCUUAUUUUUCUUUUAACAUAGUAUUUAGUUAGGGCACGUGGACUAUCUUCAGCUUCUUAACCUAUUUGCUCCUGGGAAUUUUCCCGAAAAUCAGGUUUUUAAGCUACAGUCUCAGACAAAAGUAGUCGGGACACUUCCACCCAACACUGUUUUUUUACUUCUGGCCCGUCUCCUCGCCCUCCCAAUGUUAUUUAUCACAGUUAACUCACCAAAUCUUGUGCACCAACUUUGGGAGGGCAUGAAGACAGCAAAGUGUCCCAUGUUCAAUUUUGACUGAGACUGUAGUUGAGUCAUUUUCAGGUCACUGUCUUGCUAUAAAGAGCUAAAACAUACCAAAAAACUGUUGACAGGUCAUGCAUUAGGCAAAUUCUGAUCCAGAUGCAAAAUAUUAGUUUCCGAAAUUCGGGCACGUGCAGAAAGCAAAAUUUUGAGAUAGCUGUUGGGGUUAACAGUGACACAGCAGACUUGACAUUUUCUUUUGGUUUUCUCUCCUCUCCUCUUCUUUUGCUUUUCUUGUCUAAUUUUUUUUUCUUUUGCUGGGCAUGAAAUAGGCUUCAUUUAAGUUGUCGGGAAAUUUUUAGGAUCUUAGGAUUAGAUGGAAGAAAAGGUAGGUGGGUAGUGAAACCAGAUUUUUCUGGGGAGUUUUCAGGUCAAUGUGUUACAUGUAUUUUUUUUUUGCCUUUUACUCUGGCCUCCUUGACUGAAUCAUGCUCACUCUGGUAUGGUUUGAAAGAUCUCUUCACCCUGCGCAAGUUAGCUGACAAAGUUGUUCUUAAACAUUAAAACUGAUGACAUCACAAGCUGUAGAAGGGACGUGUGAUCCUCACAGGUGGUUACGGGCAGUUGAGGGGCAAAUGGGUUAAAUAACCAAUCAGUUUCAUACAUAUAGAUCUUUCUUGAUUCAGACAAAUGGCAAUUUUACUGCUGAUGUUUACAUAAACUUUAUAGCAUAAUUAUGUACAUUUACCUAACUGAUGUUGUUUUUUUUUGUCAGCUCGUGACUCAGAAGAAAGAGAACAAUGGAUCAGAGCAUUGGAAGACACCAUCAAAAGACAUUCCCAAUCAAGAAAGGUUCGGUGUAAAUUAAGUUUUUGAAGCCAGUGUAUCAACUUUAGAAAUUUUUAGCCCUGAUGUGCGAAAAUACCAGUGCAGAAAACAUAAUAUGAAUUGAAAACAUUUUUGAACUUUGGGAUAAAUGGGCUAAGUUCCAAAAUCCAGGAGUUGGGUGACCUGUGCCAGAGACAGGGAGAUUUUUAUGCCAAAUCCAGUAGACUCCUGGAUAAGCUGGGAGAGUUGGCAUAUCUGCCAUUACCCUUACAAAACUAUUAUUGCAAAUUUUAAAAUAUGAAUUGACAGACUGUGCAUGAUUUUGCCCCAAUUUCUCAGACAACGAAAGUAUAACAGGGCCUUCUAUUUUUGCCCAGAUUUUUAAAAUAUUUCCAUGUCUAAAAUUAAAAUUCCAUCUAUUUCCAGGAUUUCUGUGAUCUUUAUGAACCCUGUAGGUGAAAUUUCUUUUGUCUGCAUGCAUGUAGUUUUGUUUACUUUUUUAAUUAAGAUCCAUUUGUUUUGUGCUUGAUUCAGCGACCAAUGCCUGGCUUUCAGACAGUGUUUGACCCAUCUCAAGAAAACUUGGAAAUGCGUUUGGCAGAAGCUGAGGCAUAUCAAAAGAUCCUUGAGCAGCAGAUCAAGGUUGUAUUUUUUAUAUACUUAGGAUCAUAG